UUAGACGUUUCGCGGCGUUUCUCUAGUAAGCGAAUAUGCAGCGUACCCGCUCUGCAGUGUACUCGACUGUCGUGGUUGCAGAGCGUUUACUGACGUUUAUACAACAUGUUCAACGGCUCCAUGAAGCCGGGAGCGUGUCGCAUGUGACCAUGUGACCCCCGCGAUCGCUAUGUCUAGAUCGUGGGUCUCGUGUCAGGGCGCGCAUCAAUUUAACUCCGCCCUCCCGCUUUUCUAGCUUCUGUCGCCCUCGACGAGCCGAACCCUUCACGACCCCUUUGAUUCUCUUUCUAAGACACCUAUUCUGCUCUGCGUUUGAACAACGAGCGCCCAAUUGCAGACCUCCCAUGUCGCUGAUUCAGCAUGUUACACAGCAAGAGGGCACUGAUCGCGAGGAGGCGUUGGUAGAUUUGUUCUUACCGCCUGUCGACCGCCAGCUUAGCCGACAGGAUGCUGCGGAACGUCGGCUUUCUCUUGAGAGCGCGAUAUCGGGAGCUGGCUUCUUGAGCGCCCCGGGAAAGAGUGUGAGGAGGGUUAUUAGUUACGAUGUAAUACCGCACCCUGAUGAGCCCGUGGCGGGUGAGGAACCUGGAGGCUUGACGCCGUACAAGGUGCCGACAGGCAAACGUAUUGCACAGGUCAUCGCAACGGUUCUCGCGUGUUGGUUCGCUAGCGGUAUCGUCUUCGGAUUUGCAGCUUUGAAGCCGAUUCUUAUCAAGGAAGGCGUUUUCAGAAAUUUGUGCACACCCGAGGAGGUGGAUGCCGAUGUUGAAGUUUGCUUCGAGCAAGAUCUCCGAUUGAACUUCUUCUUUUCGCUCGCGUCAACGACGGCAAAUGUUUCUGCUUUACCAGUCGGCACCUUGCUUGAUCGCUAUGGGCCCAAGCUUUGCUUCCUUCUCGGUUCUUUCUGUCUGGCGGUUGGAAGUAUCCUAAUGAGUCUCGCUUUUCAGAUCGAGCAUUUUGACGGAUAUACAAUUGGAAACUUCUUCCUCGCCCUCGGAGGCACAUUUGUCUUCCUGCCUUCUUUCCAGAUUGCUAACGCCUUCCCCAAGUAUGCGGGUAGCAUCGUCGCGCUUGUCACCGGCGCAUUCGAUGCAUCGGCAGCAGUUUUCCUCUUCUACAGGCUUAUCUACGAUGCUAGCGACAGGAACUUCAAGCCUCAGACCUUCUUUCUAGUCUAUCUCGUCGUCCCGGCAGCAAUUGUCAUCGCGCAACUGACCUUCUUACCGACCGAGAACUACAAAACUGAGGCGCAGCUUGAAAUGAAGAUCCAGAGGGCUGAAGAUGCCAUGCGAGAUGUCCAUUCUUCCGACGACGAGCUUCCUGACAACGAGAUGUGGAAGCGAAGAAAAGCCCGUAGUACGCGUCGUAAGGAGCGAUUGAGCAAACUCGACGAGCUGGUCGGCAACGAAGCAGCACGUAAGAUUCGCGAGGAGAAGGCGGAGCAAAGGCUCGAAAACUCCGGUGUCUGGGGUGCCUUGCACAACAAGUCUGCCAAAGAUCAGAUGCUGACGCCCUGGUUCAUACUGCUCACCCUGUUGACUGUCAUUCAGAUGGUGCGUAUGAAUUAUCAAAUCGCAACUAUCCGUGAACAGUACACCUACAUGCUUGGGUCUGUAAAGUUAGCCGAAAAGGUCAACGAUUUCUUCGACGUUGCUUUGCCCCUCGCUGGAGUUAUCGCUACCCCAUUCCUUGGUGCUCUACUCGACAACGUCAGCACGCCCGGCGUCCUCCUUAUCAUUGUCUUCAUGACCUCCGCUAUCGGAAUCAUCGGUUCCAUUUGUGCACUUUGGGCCGGAUAUGUCAACGUCAUCCUGUUCGUCUUCCUGCGUCCGCUCUACUACUCAGCCAUGUCGGACUACGCGACCAAGGUCUUUGGUUUCGCUACUUUUGGACGUGUAUACGGAACUAUCAUCUGCACGUCUGGGUUGGUCAAUCUGUCGCAGACUGCAAUUGACGCCUUGACGAAAGGCACUUUCCAUGGUAAUCCCAUUCCAGUAAACAUCUUUCUGGCUGGUGCGGCGUUUGUCAUCGGCACGUCGCUUGUCACUUAUGUUACGGUACAGGUUUACCGUAUGCGGAAGAGGCUGGACGAGGAAGAUGCAAUCACAGUUACCAACACUGAUGUCGGAUCCAUCAUGGAGAGUCUUCUUGAGGAAGACGAGCCAAGGUCCUACGGCACAGUCAACCGUCAGCGACAGCCAUGGGAGGUCUGACAACCAUGACGCGACACAGCCCCCUUAUUUUCUCCAGUUUCCUUGGUCGAAAACGAUUAGACUACUUCGAUACCCUUGUUACGAGUACGAUCCAGGCACGGCCAUCAUCGGAUGACGCUUCCGUCUUUUCUCAUUCACGCUAUUUUCAAAAGUUAUCAAUGUCUUGCAAGCGGCUAUUCUCAAGUUAUCACAGCAUGUCCCAACCCAUCGUCAGCAGAUUGUCAUUAUCACUAAUAGUCACCCUCGAGCGAGCGUUGCGCGCAUGGAGUUUUCGGAUUAUCAUGUAUCUUGUUGUUUGUUCAGCGACGGACUGCGAAACCAUGCAGACUAGAUUGCAAUCUGUAGAAGUUGCGAGAUAUUUCUGUUUUCUGUGGUCAUUUCUAUCACAAGACUGUAUCUAGUUCAAAUUGAGGAAAUAAUUGUCAAAUCAAGUUUGAUGCUCAGAAU
Molecule: messenger RNA, 2660 nt
Organism: Alternaria alternata
Lineage: Eukaryota; Fungi; Ascomycota; Dothideomycetes; Pleosporales; Pleosporaceae
Product: MFS general substrate transporter
Exons: 3
Coding region: 345-2213 (622 amino acids)
Biological process (GO): transmembrane transport
Cellular component (GO): fungal-type vacuole membrane
Molecular function (GO): transmembrane transporter activity
Source: RefSeq, a predicted model, not a curated record